Molecule: messenger RNA, 1138 nt
Organism: Cladocopium goreaui
Lineage: Eukaryota; Dinophyceae; Suessiales; Symbiodiniaceae
Source: the annotation of a GenBank genome assembly
CUUUAUCUUGGCUUUGAAAUCUUUGAAUCCUCAUGGCUGUCGCCCCAACCUCUCCAUGUGUCGCCGUCCCCAUCCAUGCGUCCUUGGCAGCUGUGCCUUUUUCCUGUGUGGCUAAGCACACCUGGCGACGGUCCACACGGUCCACGCUUUCAGGGCUGGCACCGGCAGCACCGGCAACGCUCACCGCAGCAGUGGCUCUUUCAUCUGCCUGCGCAUUGCGUGGUCGUCAUUUGCGUCGUCUACGCCGCAGCCGCGAACGGUUUUGGCAGACCUUAGACUUUCGGUCGUGGACCACUGGAGUACAAGAUCCAAAAGCACCCCUUCCCAAAGUAAGCUCCUGUCCAGACAUCAGCGAAACAGAGGUGCGGGAGUUUGAGGAGAAUGGCGUGGUGUUGCUGCGAGGAGUGAUACCUGAGUGGGUGCCAUACUUGAAGCAGGUGACACUGCACCAGAUGGACCAUCCACAAGUCACAGCAGUUCUCACCAGUUUGCGGACCUUUUUCUCUAUGGAUUAUGUUCAAGCAGGGCUUUUUUUGACGAACCAGGGCUAUUUGGAUUUCUGGUAUUCCUCCUGCAUCGCUCAGCUGGUGGCCAAACUCAAGGGCUCCAAGGAAGUACGUCUCAUCGUGGAUCAGCUCAACGUCAAUCCAUAUUUACCACCGUUCACGGAACCAGAGAAGUUCCACACCGAUGUUGGUGUGAUUUCAGCUGUUGCUGAAGAGAAAGAUGUGGUGAGAUGUUGGAUUCCUCUGCAAAAGGCACAAAGACAUGGCCUUGGCACUCUGGAGUUUCAACUGAAGGAUCGACGAAUUCGCUUUCAGGAUGUUGAAGAGGGAGAUGUUGUUAUGUUUACACCGACGAUUCCUCACCGUGUACUCUUUCCUCCGGAUGGCGAAACAUAUGAGCAAGACAGAUGUGUGGUGAUCGCAUCUCUUCAUGCAUCCAACGGUGGGCCACACCCACUUGAAGUGCCGGAAUUUCCUCGACUUUUCCCAGAGCGGGAUGAAAGCGAAGUCCAAGCACGGGCCAACAAAAGGCUGUACUCCAACUUGGAUCGCUACUUUGAGCUGUGGGGCAAACCUACCCAAUUGCUGGAUGAAUGGAUGCAAUUCAUUACUUACCGCUGGGAGUAAAAAGA